Myotis daubentonii (Daubenton's bat) is the source of this 3184-nucleotide messenger RNA. It is a transcript of the gene PMFBP1, whose product is annotated as polyamine modulated factor 1 binding protein 1. The record is from RefSeq and is a predicted model, not a curated record. Gene Ontology annotation, cellular component: sperm head-tail coupling apparatus. NCBI's taxonomy places the organism in Eukaryota, Metazoa, Chordata, Mammalia, Chiroptera, Vespertilionidae. Gene Ontology annotation, biological process: spermatogenesis.
AUGAAAGAUGAGGCGGGGGAAAGAGACAGAGAAGUGAGCAGCCUGAGCAGCAAGCUCUUGAGCCUGCAAGUUGACAUCAAGAAUCUACAUGAUGUUUGCAAGAGACAGGGGAAGACCUUGCAGGAGAAUCAGCUCUGUGUGGAGGAGGCGAUGAUGAACAGCAUCCACGUAAGGAAUAAGAAGCAAGCAUUAGCAUUCAAGGAAUCACAGAUGGAAUUUGGGGCCAGUAAACAGUGUCACCUGAGACAACUCCAGCAACUCAAGAAAAAAUUGCUGGCCCUUCAGCAAGAACUGGAGUUUCGCACGGAGGAGCUGCAGACGUCUUACUGUUCCCUCCUGCAGUAUCAGUCCGUCCUGGAGAAGCAGACUUCCGACCUGGUUCUUCUUCACCAUCACUGCAAACUGAAAGAAGAUGAGGUGAUUCUGUACGAGGAGGAAGUUGGAACGCAUACUGGAAACACAGGGGAGAAGCUCCAUUUGGCACAGGAGAAACUCGCCUUGGCCGGGAACAAGAUUGUCUCCCUAGAAAGAAGCUUAAACCUCUACAGGGAUAAAUACCAGACUUCCCUAAGCAACAUUGAGUUACUGGAAUGUCAAGUGAAGAUGUUGGAGGGGGAACUCAGUGGGAUUGUCGGUCAGGAACCUGAGAACAAGGGCGAUCAUUCAAAGGUGCGUAUAUACACUUCUCCCUGCAUGAUUCAAGAGCAUCAGGAGACUCUGAAACGGCUGUCUGAAGUCUGGCAAAAGGUCUCUGAACAGGAUGAUCUAAUCCAGGAACUUCGAAAUAAGCUAGCCUGCAGUAAUGCUUUGGUUCUGGAGCGUGAAGAGGCGUUGAUAAAAUUACAAGCAGACUUUGCUUCUUAUACAGCCACCCACCGACAUCCUCCCAGCUCCUCGGAGGAUUGUGAAGACAUCAAAAAGAUACUGAAGCACUUGCAGGAGCAGAAAGACAGCCAGUGCCUGCACGUGGAGGAGUACCAGAACCUCGUGAAGGACCUGCGCAUGGAGCUCGAGGCCGUGUCAGAACAAAAGAAAAACAUCAUGAAGGAAAUGAUGAAGUUGGAGCUGGACCUGCACGGGCUGCGGGAGGAGGCAUCUGCCCACGUGGAGAGGAAGGACAAGGAGAUCAUCAUCCUGCAGCUUCGGCAGCAGGAGCUGCAGGCGCAGUUCACUGAGGCCCAGAAGCUCAGUUUGAAGAAAGACACGCUCCUCCAAGAGAAAGAUGAAAUGCUGCACGAGCUAGAGAAGGAACUGACACGGGUUCAGACAACCCUCCUGAAGAAAGAGAUGGAGUUUGAGAAGCAGCAGCUGAUGACGACCGAACUGGAAAUGACCCUCCGGGGGGUGAAGCAGAACACAUGCCAGGCGGAGUGUGGGGCCCUGCAAGCCGAGAUCGAGAAGCUGAAGGACUUCCUCGAAGAUGCCCAGCAGCAGCAGAGGAUGGCUGCUCAGGAGGCAGCCCAGUACAAAGAGGAGGCCGCUUUGACAAAGACGAGCCUGGAGGAUUCCCAGAGGAAACUGCAGAACUGCGUUCUCCUGGAGAAGCAGAAGGCCGACAACAUCCAGGAGCUGCAGAGAGAGCUCCAGAAGCUGCAGGAUUCGCUGGUGUCUGGGGAGGAACUUGCAUCCAACAGGAAACGGUUAGAGGAGCUGACACUGGAACUCUCUGGGACCCUGAGGAAGCUUGAAAUUUCAGAGAAGGAAAAGAGGCAGUUUCAGAAGACAGUGACUGAGCAGGAAAUGGCACUAAAUGAACAGUUAGAUCGCAUCAAAACACUACAAUACCAGCACAGGGAGCUAACCAACACCAAAAUCACUCUAGAAGAGGAGCUUAAGGAAGUAACAAGGUUACUAGAGGAGAAACGGGAACAAUUGAAAAAAAGUAAAGAACAGGAGACGGUGAUGGAGGUAGAGAUUGAGACACUCCGACAGGAAUUAAAAAAAAGAGAGAAGAUGUUAAAAGAGACUUUGCUGAAGUUGGAGGAGGAAAAUGAGAAUAUCAAAGCACAGAGUAAGAAAUAUUCUACACAACUGGAGGCCACUCUCUGCAAACAGAACUCCUCCCAGAAAAUCAUCCAAGAGCUGAACAAUGAGGUCGCCUCUCAGAAGGAGACCAUAGUGCAUCUGCAGGCCCAGCUGGACAAGGCUAAGCAUAAAGAGCAGCAUUGUCAGCAGACCAUGGUCAGUAAAGAAGCCUAUGAGGAACUAUCCCGGAAGUCAGCUGCCUGCCAAGACGACCUGACGGAAGCUCUCGAGAAGCUCAACCACUCGAUCUCAGAGACCAAGAGCCUGCACCGAAGCUUGAUGCAGGCCCAAGACAGGAAAGCUCAGCUGGAAGAGGAAAUCAUAGCUUAUGAGGAAAGGAUGAAAAAGCUCAACAUGGAAUUAAAAAAGCUUCAAGGCUUCCAUCAGCAGAGUGAGAUAGAGGUACACGCCUUCGACAAGAAGCUGGAGGAGAUGAGCUGCCAAGUGCUGCAGUGGCAGAAGCAGCACCAGUGUGACCUCAAGAUGCUGGCCGCCAAGGAAGAGCAGCUCCGGUCCUUCCAGGAGGAAAUGACCACCCUGAAGGAGAACCUCCUUGCCGACGAGAAGGAUCCCUGUUGCCUGCCCCAGCGGCCUGUGCUCAAAGACGCCUGCAGGCUGCACCGAGAGAAUGAUGAGAUCAUGACCAACAUGGAGCAAUGGGCAAAAGAGCAGAAAGUCGCCAAUGAGCAACUAGGAAACAAGCUCCGUGAACAGGUCAAAUACAUUGCCAAGCUGACUGGUGAAAAGGACCACCUCCACAAUGUAAUGGUCCAUCUGCAGCAGGAAAACAAGAAGCUGAAGACCGAGAUCGAGGAGAAGAAGCUGAAAUCCGGGCACCAAAGGUUAUGCGCGAAAGCUCUGAACCCGUGCAAAACAGAGCCCACACAGAGGAAAGGGUGUGGCAGCUUGGACUGGAGGGGGACGACCCAGAGCCUGAGCCACAGAAUGGAUGUCACCACGUUUGCCGGGACUCCGCUCUGCUCAGGUAUGUCCCCCAUUCGUCUUUUGCUACUUACCGCGAUGUUGUCUUAGUCCCAUGGGUCAAAAAGAUAGCAGCCUGAUACUAUUUUUCAAGAGAUUACUAGAUUGCGAACUCAAAAGGGAAAAGAAAACAAGUCAGGACCAGAGGUCAUUGUUUCCCUGUCUGUAGACAAGGCUU